AUGGGUUGCAUGCCAUCAAAGCAAACGACAGAAGCAGAGCAAGAUGUCAUUCGCAACAAGGAAAUUGACACACAAAUCAAGCAAGCCAAAGUAAAUUCGCAGCGCGAGAUCAAAUUACUGCUGCUUGGUGCUGGUGAAUCAGGCAAAUCAACAGUUUUGAAACAGAUGAAACUCAUUCGCCACGGUGGCUAUUCUCAAGAAGAGCGAAACGAAUUCAAAGAAAUUGUCUAUUCAAAUACAGUGCAAUCCAUGCGUGUGAUUUUGGAAGCUAUGGAAACAAUGCAUGUAUCACUUGAGGAUCAAGCAGUUGGGAACAAAUACCGCGACAUUAUCUGGGCUUUGCCUACUCAAGUUCAAGGCUUAAAUACCGAGGUCACUGAAGCGAUACGGUACCUGUGGAAGGACAAGAAUCUGCUAUCUGUGUACGAUCGAAAUCAAGAGUAUCAACUGAACGACUCUGCCAAGUACUUCUUUGACUCUAUCGACCGAAUUGGUGACCCGGAUUACACGCCUACGGAUCAAGACGUGCUGCGUGCACGAGUGAAAACAACAGGUAUCACUGAAACCACAUUCAGAAUAGGAGAAUUUACCUAUCGCAUGUUUGAUUUGGGUGGACAGCGAUCAGAACGCAAGAAAUGGAUCCACUGUUUUGAAAACGUCAUGGCAAUUAUCUUUAUGGUUGCAUUAUCUGAAUUUGAUCAAGUGUUGAUUGAAGACGAGCAUAUGAACCGCAUGAAAGAAUCGCUGCUGCUAUUCGACUCGAUUUGCAACUCAAAAUGGUUUAAAAAGACAUCCAUCAUACUGUUCUUGAACAAGAUUGAUAUAUUUCGUGAAAAGAUCGAGCAUAACCACCUGUUAUCAGACACAUUUCCCGAGUACAAAGGCGCAAAUACCUACCAAGAGACAAGCCAGUAUCUGAUGAGGCGAUUUUUAGCGUUGAACAAGGAGCCAGCCACCAAGCAAAUCUAUACCCAUUUCACAUGUGCAACAGAUACAGCGCAAAUGGAAUUUGUUAUGAAUGCCAUCAAUGACAUUAUCAUCCAGAACAAUUUACGAGAUACCGGUUUAUUGUAA
Molecule: messenger RNA, 1074 nt
Organism: Mucor velutinosus
Lineage: Eukaryota; Fungi; Mucoromycota; Mucoromycetes; Mucorales; Mucoraceae
Exons: 3
Coding region: 1-1074 (357 amino acids)
Biological process (GO): adenylate cyclase-modulating G protein-coupled receptor signaling pathway
Cellular component (GO): heterotrimeric G-protein complex
Molecular function (GO): GTPase activity; GTP binding; G-protein beta/gamma-subunit complex binding
Source: RefSeq, a predicted model, not a curated record